Dibothriocephalus latus is the source of this 1041-nucleotide messenger RNA. The record is from the annotation of a GenBank genome assembly. Lineage: Eukaryota; Metazoa; Platyhelminthes; Cestoda; Diphyllobothriidea; Diphyllobothriidae.
AUGACUGUAGAAAAGGAUUGGCUUUCUUACCUCUUUGAACCGGCUACCCUGCUGGCGGAUCUUAACAGCCUUUCUGAUGCACAAAAAGUCUCUCUUAUGAAGCAGUUCUUAUCACAAGCUGAAAUGCACGACCGACGUACAGCCAACUCAGGUGUUGCUAGCACUGUAUGUGUCCCUGAUCUUCAGGCACAGCUUCAGGAUGCCCUUAUGCUUCCCGAAGAACAGCCUAUCUACGACAAGUCCAAGAUGCUGGACACCUUAGCUCUCCAAAUCGCCGCCUCUUUCAAUUUUCACGUGAACCUCUUCAGUGGAGUGGUCGCCUUCUCCAUCAGCCUGUUGCCGCAACCUUUUCGAAACAUGACGCCGGUAGUGGCAGGCCUGCAAGAAGUACCGGAUGUUGCCUUUUUGCCGGAUAGCCGCGCUGACCUUGAAGCCAUCAUGAUGCGUCGGGAGGAGUCUGUGGCUCGUCUUGUGGCCCUUUCUGACUCGCUUCAAGGAGACCGUGAGGGUACUGAGCAGUCUGCCGUGCCAGUGGUGAAAAGACCACGGGCUUCCUGUUUCCGUUUUACAAAUCUCCGCAAGCCUAUCUUCACUGAUCAGGCAGAUGAUGUCGAUGUCCUAUCUCGAGAGCGGCUCCUAAUUUCUACCAACUUUGCUCUUGGUCGGCUUGCCUUCCAACACUGUCUGAUGGAUCGUGCUGCAAAAUAUUUUCAGGUCGCUUAUGAAAAUUUGCUGAUUGAAAAGCUUUCGUGCGUAGAGGAGGUCGAUGCGACGCCGACUUUAAUUGAGGCCUAUCUCACUGCCUGCCAAUCCUACCUGACUGUGUCUCCUUCGGUAAACUCAGAGACUGCACAAGCACAUACCGCGAGUCGUACUUCUUCCGUCAAGGUUGUUGAGGAGUUUUGCGAGUAUCUUGUGAAGGAGCUCUCGCGCCCUCCUGAUGACACAGACUUUCUUGUGCUUUCUGCCUUUGAUUCACCAACGAAGCAAACCCUGCGGGUAUCACCAUCAAGGGCUCCUGCAAAAGAUAAAAAAGGGUAG